Molecule: messenger RNA, 2091 nt
Organism: Cylicocyclus nassatus
Lineage: Eukaryota; Metazoa; Nematoda; Chromadorea; Rhabditida; Strongylidae
Source: the annotation of a GenBank genome assembly
AGCUUGUGAAUCGCCCAGGUCCUAGUCGACUGUAUUAGCUUAAGAAGUGUUGUGAUAGCAAUUCGCUUCGACAAAUUAUUUUGCUCCAUCACUUUUUCAUAAGACAUCAAAGUCAUUGAAAAAACUAGAUGCUUGGCCGGUUUUGUGCUCCAAGCUGUUCGUUCGCAACUGCUCGAGUUGUCAUCUCGAGGAAGCUAUCAGUUCCAGCUGAAAAAACCUUGGAAGCGGUUGCUACCAAUGUAGAGAGAGAUGUUCCCAAGACAGACAUAUCUGCGCUCAAGCCUCGCCAUAGAGUGAUAGCGGCGGGAGGGAUGCCUCCACUAGAAUUUGAAUGGGAACGACAACGAAGUGCACAGAUGGAGCGGUUCGGUAUGUAUGGGCUCAAAAGUGGUGUUGAUCCCGGCAUAUGUUGGCCAACUGUCGAGGAAAUUGAAGAGGAGAAAGCUAUUGGUUUGUAUCGUGAAUAUGACACUUGUUUACGGGAAAUGAAGGCAUUGAAACAAAAACAAAAAGAAAAGGAAGCGGCAAGAUUAGCAGAGUUGGAAAAAAAUCUUAAAAAGUAUCCCGAGGCAUUGGCUAAGUUCGAAGCGUCGCAAGUGAAAGCUGAGAAGGAACGCGAUGCAAAGGAAAUAGCGCUGGAGAACAGGAUAAGAGAAAUACAAGAGUACUUUGGUUACUGGAUGGAUCCGAAAGAUCCACGAUUUGAAGUCAUGCUACAGCAAAAAGAACAAGAGGAAAAGAAGGCGGCUAAGAUGGCCAGACGCGCAGAGCUUCAGAAAAAGAAGAUCGCCAAAUGCAGUUUACACCCACUGGUCAUCAUCAAUAUUUCCGAACACUGGACCCGUGUUCGAGCUCAAAGCAGAGACAAAGCUGCACAGAAGGUUUUUGGUGCUGUGCUUGGCAAAGUUGAUGAAGGUCAUGUUGAGAUGGUGAACUCGUUUGAACUGCGAAUGUUCAGCUUAGAUGGCCAUACCAGGUACAAUGAGGAAUUUCUUCGGCAGCGGCUUGCACAGUACAAUGAAGUGUUCCCAGAGUUGGAUCUUGUUGGCUGGUACUGUACUGGGGAGGACGGAAUUGAACCUGAUGAGCUUUUGCUACAGUCCUUGUUUGCAUUAGCCAUAGAUUCUCCUUUGAUGGUAAAAUUGAACCCUAUUGUUAGCGCUCAAACGAAAAGUUCCCGAAUCCCGGUGAAAGUCUACUAUAGUCGGGAAACUCCUCUAGUUUCAACUGGUCAUGAAUUGACCGAAUUAGACUGGACGUUAGUAUCCGAGCAAAGCGAACGCAUUGGAAUUGAUCAUAUCGCACGUUUAUCACAGGCUGGAGAUGACGGUGCUGUAUCUAUCGAAGGGAAGCAGAUGCGAGCAGCUGGAUCAGCCGUAUCUAUGCUGCUUGACAAAAUAGGUGUUAUCUGCGAAUAUUUAAAGGGAGUGCAAGAGGGUAAAUAUCCACCAAAUGAUGAAAUCAUCAGGGAGGCAAACAAGAUCUGCCAACGUCUUCCUCUGUUGAAGCCAGCAGAGUUUGACGACGGCUUCAAGACGCAGGAGAGGGAUGCUCGAGCAGCUAUGUUGCUUGCGAAAAUGACUGAGGUUUGCGGCACCUUAAGCAGUCUACAGGCAAAGACGAACAUACUUUCUACAAUCACUGCUUGGCGAAGCAUUGCUACAAUACCACAACAGCAACCUAAGAAAAAGUCGUCGCAGCGUGUUACCGCUGCGACGACUCCAAAUGCCCCAGUAAGUGCUGAAUCAGCAGCUAAUAAUACCUCCUCGCAUUCGCCAGAUGUCGAUUAACAACUAUAGGUAUCGCUCAGAUAGCAUUAUUCUAUUGAUAAUGUUUCUGACAGAUUAGCUUGUCUCAUACAUCGUUUUGAUGUGUAGGGACUUUCACCAACAAAGGAUACUGUUUGUGGCUUUGUCAUUCUUUGUCGAAUUGAUGAUGCUGUUCGAUGUCUGCUGCACUCUUAACUGCUAUCGGUCAUAAGUACUGGUGUGUUGUAGUCCCUGAGCUACAGAUUUACUCAAUAUUCGCAAAUUGUGAUUGAAUGUUAAAUAGAAUGUUAACUCUAAUUUGUGACAUAAACUUUUAUCAGAU